Trifolium pratense (red clover) is the source of this 2113-nucleotide messenger RNA. RefSeq names its product probable polygalacturonase. Gene Ontology annotation, molecular function: polygalacturonase activity. Gene Ontology annotation, biological process: carbohydrate metabolic process. The transcript is spliced from 6 exons. Lineage: Eukaryota; Viridiplantae; Streptophyta; Magnoliopsida; Fabales; Fabaceae. The coding region runs from base 480 to 1931 and encodes 483 amino acids. The record is from RefSeq and is a predicted model, not a curated record.
AUCUUAAAAUUUGGACUUAUACUUAUAAGUCUAAAACCUAAUUCAUAUUAUAUUAAUAAAUUAUCUUUAAAAGUCAAAGAUUAAGUCGAGUUGAAUCUCAAGACUUGACAGUGUUUAAAAAAAUUUUGAGGUUGAGAGAGCAACAAUAGAGAGAUUACAAACCAUCCACUAACAAAGUUUUUACGCUGACAAUAGAAGUUGAAUGCAUAUCUUAGUGAAAUAUGAGUCAAAUCCUUACCAUCUAAACCAACUAGCCAUCGGUAGUUCGGUACAAACAUAAUUUCUUAAUAUAUAUGAGAUGCUAUGGACAUUUACUUUUAAAAAUGACAAAAAGCUCGUGAAGUUUAUCCUUUUCAACUUUUAGGAACCAAUGGACCUAUCACCCUCCUUAACUAGAACUUGAGCUAUAAAUACUUGACAUAGCUUCACUCUCCAAAUAUACCAAAACAAAUUCAAAUCCCAAAGUUAAUUUUCUUAGAAUGAAGCUCUUGUGGAAAACUCACAUAAGGGUAAUUAAAAUAAUUUUUGUUCUCUUUCUUGUGACACUUGUAUGUCCAGAAAGAGCUGAAAGUAGAAAAGCCAAAAUUGUGACAACUUCAUUUGAGUACAAUGGUAUAAACUGCAGAGCACACAGUGCUUCAUUGACAGAUUUUGGUGGUGUUGGAGAUGGAAACACAUCUAACACAAAGGCUUUUCAAUCUGCAAUUAGUCAUCUAAGUCAGUAUGGUUCUGAUGGUGGUUCUCAGCUCUAUGUUCCUGCAGGAAAAUGGCUUACUGGUAGUUUCAGUCUUAUAAGUCAUUUUACUCUCUAUUUGGACAAAGAUGCUGUUCUUCUUGCUUCUCAGGAUAUAACUGAGUGGCCUGUGAUUGCACCCUUACCAUCAUACGGUAGAGGAAGAGAUGCACCAGCAGGAAGAUUCACAAGCCUCAUAUUUGGAACUAACCUCACGGAUGUUAUUAUCACAGGGGAAAAUGGCACCAUAGAUGGUCAAGGUACAUUUUGGUGGCAACAGUUUCACAGAAAAAAGUUGAAGUACACUCGACCAUACCUGAUUGAACUUAUGUUCUCGGACAGCAUUCAAAUCUCAAAUCUAACUCUCCUCAAUUCUCCAUCAUGGAAUGUUCAUCCUGUUUACAGCAGCAACAUUAUUGUGCAAGGCAUCACUAUUAUUGCUCCUGUCACAUCUCCUAACACUGAUGGUAUCAAUCCAGAUUCUUGCACAAAUGUAAAAAUUGAAGACUGUUACAUAGUUUCUGGAGAUGACUGUGUUGCUGUGAAGAGUGGAUGGGAUGAGUAUGGCAUAAAAUUUGGAUGGCCCACAAAACAACUAGUAAUCAGAAGACUAACAUGCAUUUCACCAUUCAGUGCAACCAUAGCCUUAGGAAGUGAGAUGUCAGGAGGGAUACAAGAUGUUAGAGCUGAAGACAUCACAGCCAUCCAAACAGAAUCAGGUGUCAGAAUCAAAACAGCUGUUGGUAGAGGAGGGUAUGUGAAGGACAUAUAUGUGAAAAGAUUUACCAUGCAUACUAUGAAAUGGGCAUUUAAGAUGACAGGUGAUUAUAAUUCACAUGCUGAUACUCACUUUGAUCCUAAUGCUUUGCCUGAGAUUGCAAAUAUCAACUAUAGAGAUGUUGUGGCUGAGAAUGUUACCAUAGCAGCAAAGUUUGAAGGAAUUUCCAAUGACCCUUUUAAGGGAAUUUGUAUUGCUAAUGUAACACUAGGAAUGGCAGUUAAGGCCAAGAAAAGGCCAUGGACAUGUACUGAUAUUGAAGGGAUGACUAGCGGAGUGACGCCUCCGCCUUGUGAUCUGUUGCCUGAUCAAGGUCCUGAGAAAAUCGGAGCAUGUGAUUUUCCGGAAGAGAGUUUACCUAUUGAUAAGUUGGAGCUUAAGAAGUGUGCUUACAACAUGAAAUAUGUAGAGAUGUAUUAGUCUAUGUAGGUUACUUUUUUAGUAAUGAUCUUUCUCAUAAGUAUUUCUGAAAGUUGAUAAGUGAAUGGUGUUUCAAAUUAUAGUGUAAUCAAACAGUUUUUUUCUUUCUCUACUAGUCUAUGGAACUUGAUGGCUUGAUGAUGAUGUAAGAUUUAAAGCUAAAUAUUUAUCAACUUUUUAAA